Danio aesculapii is the source of this 3710-nucleotide messenger RNA. RefSeq names its product ELKS/Rab6-interacting/CAST family member 1-like. The transcript is spliced from 20 exons. Gene Ontology annotation, biological process: maintenance of presynaptic active zone structure; regulation of synaptic plasticity; neuromuscular synaptic transmission. Bases 312 to 3224 code for a protein of 970 amino acids. Gene Ontology annotation, molecular function: structural constituent of presynaptic active zone. The record is from RefSeq and is a predicted model, not a curated record. Gene Ontology annotation, cellular component: cytoskeleton of presynaptic active zone. Lineage: Eukaryota; Metazoa; Chordata; Actinopteri; Cypriniformes; Danionidae.
UCUGGGAAGAUGCUGGUCCAUGUCUGCAAAUAAUAAAAUCAUAAAGAAAUACAAAGAAAAGAAAAGAAAAAACACACCGCUUCCUCUCAAUCACACAAUAGCUUGGACGGACGGUCGCUACAUAUCGGAUGAAACAUCCCAGCCGCAAGGCCAGCACAUUUGCUCCAUCAGCCAGAAAGAUACAGAAGACCAUCUUUUGCUUGACCAAUCACAUUCCUCAUACAUGAGAUGAAGAUGAUGACCUGGCCUUUGUAUUAGCACAUUCCUUCGCAUUCAUUUUUGCCUUGGUAAAUUGACCAAAUUUGCCAAAAAUGUACGGAAGUUCACGUUCUGUGAGCAAAAUGGACAGUAAUCACAGUGCAGGUCGAAACAACCAGAGCAACUCGGGACGCUCGCCUAGACUGCCUCGGUCACCCAGAAUGGGCCACCGUCGCACCAACAGCAUGGGUGGAAGUGGAGGAGGUCCGGGCGGCUCUGGAGGCAAGACACUAUCCAUGGAAAACAUUCAAUCUCUCAAUGCUGCCUACGCCACUUCAGGUCCCAUGUACAUGAGCGACAACGAGGUCGCAAUUGGGACUUCAUCUGACCAUCCUAAGACUGUCGUAGCGACGGGUCGCUUUGGAGGUAGCAUACCCUAUGGAGUCCGAGGAACGGUUACGGGCAGCACACCUGACAUGGCAAUGGUGCCGGCAGUAUCAACUGACUCUAUGGGCUUUGGAGGCGAGAUCCAUGCAGCUUCAACCGUUCCUCACUCCCUGCGCCAGGCGAGAGACAACACCAUCAUGGAGCUCCAAGCCCAGCUCAAGGAGGUGCUAAGGGAAAACGAGCUUCUUCGGAAGGAGAUCGAGGUUAAGGAGAGUAAGCUCAGCUCCUCCAUGAGCUCCAUCAAAAGCUUCUGGAGCCCGGAGCUGAAGAAGGAACGUGCACUGCGAAAGGAUGAGGCGUCCAAAAUAUCUGUGUGGAAGGAGCAGUACCGCGCUGUGCAAGAUGAGACACAGCAUCUGCAGACAACGGUGCAGGCUCUGCAGGCCGAGUUGCGUAUCCAGCGUGACUUGAACCAGCUUCUCCAGCCGCCCGGGGAGCCUCUGGCCUGCGAGCCCAGCGAGGAGCAGGAACGUCAGGCUCGAGAGCUCUUCUUGCUCCGCCGUACGCUGGAGGAGAUGGAGGUGCGCAUGGAGGCCCAGCGGCAGACGCUCGUUGCUCGUGAUGACUCUGUCAAAAAGCUCCUGGAGAUGUUGCACAGCAAGGGCCCGUCAGCCAAAGCCAGUGAAGAAGAUCACGAGCGAACACGACGCCUGGCGGAUGCUGAGAUGCACGCACACCACCUAGAGAACCUGCUAGAACAGCGGGAUAAAGAGCUGGUGGCUCUCAGAGAGGAGCUGCACCGCCGCCUCGAGGGGACGCCAGAGACCACCAAAACCAAAGCUCUUCAGACUGUCAUCGAGAUGAAGGAUUCUCAGAUCGGUUCUCUGGAGCGGGGCCUCAGAGAGUUGGAGGACCAGGUGAUGAUGCUUCGCUCCAGUAGCAUGUUGAGCUGUGAAGAGCGGCAGGAGGAAGCCAAGCAGAUGGAAGUUUAUCGCAACCACACCAAGUUCAUGAAGAACAAGAUGGACCAAGUUAAGCAAGACCUUUCCAGAAAAGACACUCAGCUUCUUGGCUUGCAGACCAAGUUGGAAACCCUGACUAACCAGUUUUCUGACAGCAAACAGCAUAUUGAAGUGCUCAAAGAGUCUCUGACUGCCAAAGAGCAACGGGCUGCUAUUCUGCAGACAGAGGUGGAUGCUCUGAGGUUGCGUCUGGAGGAGAAGGAGACCACGUUAAACAAAAAGAGUAAGCAGAUUCAAGAAAUGUCUGAAGAAAAAAGCACACUCAAUGGGGAAAUACAUGAUCUGAAGGACAUGCUGGAGGUCAAAGAGCGUAAAGUCAACGUACUCCAGAAAAAAAUUGAAAACUUGCAGGAGCAGCUGAGGGAUAAAGAGAAACAGAUGAGCAGUCUGAGAGAGAGGGUUAAAUCCUUACAGACGGAUACCUCUAAUACAGACACAGCCCUGACCACACUGGAGGACUCACUGGCUGAGAAGGAACGUAUUAUUGAGCGUCUGAAGGAGCAACGUGACCGCGAGGAGCGAGAGAAAGCAGAAGAGCUGGACACCAGUAAAAAAGAGCUGAAGGAGUUAAAGGAGAAAGUCAGUCUGCUGCAGGGAGACCUGUCAGACCGAGAGACGUCUCUGCUGGACCUGAAAGAGCAUGCGUCGUCCCUGGCCUCGUCUGGCCUAAAGAAAGACUCCAAACUGAAGAGUCUAGAGAUCGCCCUUGAGCAGAGGAGAGAGGAGUGCAGUAAACUGGAGAAUCAGCUCAAGAAGGCCCAUAGUGCUGCAGUGAACGCGCAGGCCAAUGCUGAGAUUUCUGAGCGCAUUUCUUCGCUUGAAGCUGAUGUGUCCAGACAUAGAGAGGACUCGGCCAAAGCCCAGGCUGAAGUCGAUCGUCUACUGGACAUCCUCCGUCAGAUGGAGAAUGAGAAGAAUGACAAGGACAGAAAAAUCAGUGAGCUGGAGAGUGUGGCUUCCAGGCAAAUGAAAGAGCAGAGUAAGAAGUCUGGCAAACACAAGGAGCCGCCAGGAAAGGGCAGAAAUGUCAACGAUGGCCCACAGCAGGAGUCCCUGCGGCAGAAGGCAGAGCGUAUCGAGGAGCUGGAGGAGGCUCUCAGAGAAAGUGUUCAGAUCACUGCCGAAAGAGAGAUGGUACUGGCACAGGAGGAGGCCGCUCGCAACCACCAGGAGAAACAGAUGGAAGAGCUGCUCGGAGCGAUGGAGAAGGUGAAGUUGGAGCUCGAGUCCAUGAAGGCCAAGAUGUCGUCCACCCAACAGUCUCUGGCGGAGAAAGAAGCUCAUCUGACCACACUGAGGGCUGAGAGGAGGCGACACCUGGAGGAGGUGCUGGAGAUGAAACAAGAGGCUCUUCUGGCAGCCAUAAGUGAGAAGGAUGCUAACAUCGCCUUGUUGGAGCUCUCUUCAUCUAAAAAGAAGAAAACACAGGAGGAAGUGGCUCAGCUGCGGAGAGAGAAGGACCGUUUGGUGCAGCAGCUCAAACAGCAGACACAGAACCGCAUGAAGCUCAUGGCGGAUAAUUAUGAUGAUGGAUACUUGAAAACACCACCUGACCAGACCAAUCACAAACCUCCGAAAUCACCUGAUCAGGAUGAUGAGGAGGGCAUUUGGGCAUAGCCUCACUGGCAGCCAUUAUGUUUUAGAAGGAUAAGAUCUGGACGGAGAGUGACGGUGCGCAGGAGCUCUACACUGGCCACCUGAUUAUCCCAUUUAAUACCCAUAAACCCUUCUGACACAUUAACACAUCAUCAGCCCACAUCAUCACACCAGUAACCAGGACCCCACGGCCAGUGAAACACACACACACUUCACAGUGGGAUCCUGGGACGGUGAGUCAGUGUGGAACUGCAGUUUUUUGGACCUCCAGAACCAAACUGGCCAGCCAUAAUGGACCCUUCAGCCUCCUCCACUGUCUCUCUGCCCUCAUCCAAAAAAAUCCGGAGCCCUCAAAGAGCCUGCAAACCAUCCGCCGUCCUAAUACUGGCGCAGCACAGAAAAUAUGCAGUGUUAGUCGAGUCGUGAAUGCAACUUUAAUUUCGUUUUCUUGAUAUGUCAUUCAUGGUGGAGUAAAAACAGAUUUAGAAUGUUAACCUGAUCAAUGGG